AAGGGAAUCGGGAUUUCCCUAAUCACAAAACGCCGCACCAGAAGACUACGUGGGGCACGUGCCCCAAGUAGAUUGUCCGGAAAAAAAAACAUCUACCAUUUGAACAACGCGUCGACACUUCAGACUUUCAGAGUUCAGAUCCGAAAUUCGUCUCUGGCUCACCGCUCACUGCGAGGGCUGCGUCUCGGCACUGUCUUGGUCAAGAGAAGUUGACCCGGAACAGAUGGACUCGUCUUCCUCCUCGGCGGCGCCUGCUCCGCCUCCGGCGGGGGAGAAUGUGGCAGUGUUCUGGCACGAGGGCAUGCUUGCCCACGACGCCGGUCGCGGCGUGUUCGACUCGGGCCGCGACCCGGGGUUCCUCGAGGUGCUCGACCAGCACCCGGAGAACGCCGACCGCGUCCGCAACAUGGUCUCCAUCCUCCGCCGCGGCCCAAUCGCGCCCUUCCUCUCCUGGCACUCCGGAAGCCCCGCCCACGCCAGCGAGCUCCUCUCCUUCCACUCAUCCGAAUACAUUGAGGAGCUCGUCCAAGCGAAUGCCAAUGGACCCAAGAAGUUCUGUGAGGGCACUUUCUUGAACCCUGGCUCAUGGGGUGCCGCACUUCUGGCUGCUGGAACAACCUUAUCAGCAGUGAGGCACAUACUAGAUGGGCAUGGGAAGCUAGCCUACGCAUUGGUCCGCCCUCCUGGCCAUCACGCACAACCGGACCAUGCUGACGGUUACUGCUUUCUGAACAACGCUGGGCUUGCUGUGCAGCUGGCUCUGGAUUCCGGGCGCACAAAGGUUGCCGUUGUUGAUAUUGAUGUGCACUAUGGGAAUGGCACUGCUGAGGGUUUCUAUCGUACAGACAGUGUAUUGACAAUCUCUCUUCACAUGAAUCAUGGCUCUUGGGGUCCAUCGCAUCCGCAGAAUGGCUCGACUGAUGAGAUUGGCCAAGGCAGGGGGCUUGGGUACAAUCUCAAUAUACCUUUGCCUAAUGGCAGUGGGGAUGCAGGGUAUGAAUAUGCAAUGAAUGAAUUGGUCGCUCCGGCCAUUGAAAAGUUUCAGCCUCAGCUUUUGGUUUUUGUCAUUGGCCAGGAUUCUAGCGCGUUUGAUCCAAAUGGAAGACAGUGCUUGACCAUGGAUGGUUAUAGGAAAAUUGGACAAGUAAUGAGGACUAUGGCUAAUCGACAUAGCGACGGGCAAAUAUUGAUUGUCCAAGAAGGGGGUUACCAUAUCAGUUAUUCAGCAUAUUGUCUCCAUGCAACUCUAGAAGGUGUUCUGAGUCUGCAAGCCCCAUUGCUGGAUGAUCCGAUCGCCUAUUAUCCAGAGGAUGAGGAAUACACCAGGAAAGUUGUCGACAUAAUAAAGAAAUCCUGGAAAGAAUCCAUUCCUUUCUUGAAGGACAUUUAGAAACGCAUACAUCUCUUUGAUGCAAUGCCGGUGAAUCCCACUUUCAAAUCAUGUCAUGUUCAAUAGCGUAAAGGUUAUAUUUAUUGGAGCAACUUAAGAAUGCACGCACCUUCCCUGAACCAUUGAUUUCCAAACUUUAGUUGACAUAGUAUCAUAAAUGUAUAUAUUAGGCUUGUUAUUUAAGUUCAGUGGUACUUGCUGCUUAUGUUCAGUUUUAGUGUCUCAAGAUCUCUUGCACUACCAUUAACCUGUAUGGUUGUAAUUUGUAUGCUUGUAUUGUAUAUACCCCGUACUUGUUAUGCUUGGUCGCAUGCUCUGUCAGGAAAGAAAAGGUUUAUACGGAUGAGCAA
Messenger RNA from Brachypodium distachyon (stiff brome), 1740 nucleotides. Its product is annotated as histone deacetylase 8. Lineage: Eukaryota; Viridiplantae; Streptophyta; Magnoliopsida; Poales; Poaceae. The record is from RefSeq and is a predicted model, not a curated record. The transcript has 3 exons. Bases 224 to 1390 code for a protein of 388 amino acids.